Molecule: messenger RNA, 1143 nt
Organism: Pelodiscus sinensis (Chinese soft-shelled turtle)
Lineage: Eukaryota; Metazoa; Chordata; Testudines; Trionychidae
Gene: NOG
Product: noggin
Biological process (GO): negative regulation of cell differentiation; osteoblast differentiation; dorsal/ventral pattern formation
Source: RefSeq, a predicted model, not a curated record
UCCCUCCCUGGGAAAGGAAGGUCUUAAAAAGAGGGUUUAAAAAAAAAAAGCUGCCGGAGAAUUUGCAAAGGCGCCCGCAGGAGAGAGGAGUCGCCAGGGGGAGGGGGGUUGGCUCCUGCCUUUCGGGGCGCCGCCUGCGGGGGGGCCCCGCUGGGGAGGACGCCCCUCAAGACAACCCCGCUUGGAUAGGCGCGGACAAGUUGGCUGAUGCCUUCGCCCUCCGCUGCUUGGUGAGCCUGCCUCCCCCUCCCCUACCCCCUCGCCGAUCUGCCCGAGGAUGGAGCAGUCCCCGUGCCUUGUGACUCUGUACGCCUUGGUGGUCCUGCUGGCCCUGCGGAUCGGGCAGGGCGCUAGCCAGCACUAUCUGCACAUCCGCCCGGCGCCCAGCGAGAACUUGCCCCUGGUGGAUCUAAUCGAGCACCCGGACCCUCUCUUUGACCCCAAGGAGAAGGAUCUUAACGAGACCUUGCUGCGGAGCCUCCUGGGCGGUCACUUCGACCCUAACUUUAUGGCCGUCUCCUUGCCCGAGGAGCGGCUGGGGGGCGAGGAUCUAGGCGAGCUGGACUUGCUGCUCCGGCAGAGACCUUCGGGGGCGAUGCCCAGCGAAAUCAAAGGGCUGGAGUUUCACGAGGGGCUGCCGCCGGGGAAAAAGCCCCGGCUGAGCAAAAAGCUGCGCAGGAAGCUGCAGAUGUGGCUCUGGUCCCAGAUCUUCUGCCCGGUCCUCUACACGUGGAACGACCUCGGAAGCCGCUUUUGGCCCCGCUUCGUGAAAGUGGGCAGCUGCUACAGCAAGAGGUCUUGCUCGGUGCCCGAGGGCAUGCUCUGCAAGCCUGCCAAGUCGGUGCAUUUGACCAUCUUGAGGUGGCGGUGCCAGCGCCGGGGGGGGCAGAGGUGCACAUGGAUACCCAUUCAGUACCCCAUCAUUUCGGAGUGCAAAUGCUCCUGCUAGGACUUGCACUUAAUCCCCCCCCUCUUCCUCGGAACCGGACUCCGGUGGACUUCGCUGCCCAUCCAUAACUCAAAAAAAAAAAGACAAUUGCUUUCUGGUUAACGUUGUAAUGCACUGUAACGUGUAGGAGAAUGUAUAUGUGUGUGUAUAUAUGGCACCGUGUUAAUUUACUAUUAAAAGGUCAGUAUUAUAAG